Messenger RNA from Chroicocephalus ridibundus (black-headed gull), 11125 nucleotides. RefSeq names its product Myb/SANT DNA binding domain containing 3 (gene MSANTD3). The transcript has 3 exons. NCBI's taxonomy places the organism in Eukaryota, Metazoa, Chordata, Aves, Charadriiformes, Laridae. The record is from RefSeq and is a predicted model, not a curated record. The coding region runs from base 171 to 995 and encodes 274 amino acids.
GCCCGCCCUGGGUGGAGCGGUCUUCUUUGUCGAGCGCCGGGACCUGCUCUCCUGUCUCCUUCCCGCAGAAGAAGAGCUAGCGAGGAAAUAAAAACAAGCCCGAGUUAAUGUUUGAGAAGUUCGGGUGCGGGAGAGUCUGGAUUUUUGGCUUCUUGGAGAAAAAAUAGAAAAUGCAAAACGAAAUAAUAAAGCCUGCGAAAUACUUCUCAGAAGUGGAGAAGAGUGUGCUGCUUGCAUUAGUUGAAAAAUACAAAUACGUGCUUGAAUGUAAAAAAAGUGAUGCAAGAACUAUUGCUCUGAAACAACGUACCUGGCAAGCACUAGCUCAUGAAUAUAAUUCACAGCCCAGUGUAUCACUGCGAGACUUCAAACAGUUAAAGAAAUGCUGGGAAAAUAUCAAGGCACGGACAAAAAAGAUAAUGGCACAUGAAAGGCGGGAGAAGGUAAAAAGAAGUAUUAGUCCACUUAUAAAUACUCACAUCAUAGGGAAAGAGAAGAUUGCCAGCAUAAUGCCUGAGCAAAUGUACUUUUUGCAGAGCCCACCAGAAGAAGAUCCUGAAUAUCAGCCUGAUGCUUCUAGUCAAGAGUCAUUUGUUGUGUCAAAUAGAGAACUUUGUGAUGAAGAGAAAGAGCUGAUACAUUUCCCAAUAUGUGAAGGUACCUCCCAACCUGAGCCUUCGUGUUCUGAUGUCAGAAUAGCAGCAGAUAAGAACUACAGAAGUAAAGCAUCUCAGGAAAGUGCUUUGAAAAAGAUGCAUGAGGAAGAACAUCAUCAGCAGAUGUCAAUUUUGCAACUGCAGUUAAUCCAAAUGAAUGAAGUUCAUGUGGCAAAAAUACAGCAAAUAGAAAGAGAGUGUGAGAUGGCCGAAGAGGAACACAGGAUAAAAAUGGAAGUGCUAAAUAAAAAGAAAAUGUAUUGGGAGAGAAAACUGCAGACCAUCACAAAAGAAUGGCCUGUAUCAUCCUUUAACAGACCCUUUCCUAAUUCACCGUAGAACAUAAGGAGGCAGCGAAUCAGUCUGAUGAAGCACAUUUAUGAGUAACGUGCACUGGAAAGAGGAUUUUUUAAUGUGAAUGUACAGGGACAGGAUAGGUGCCCAGCUGGCAGUGAACACACUUUGACUCUUAACGUUUAGGGAAACAGUGGUAGAGUCCACCAAGGGGAAAAUUGUAUUGUUCGUUUGUAAGUAGUUCUGAUUUAUUUAACUUUCAGACAUGCACAGUGUUCUGAAAUGUGAAUAUAUUUUCCCCUCUCAGAAUACCCCAACAUCCUUUUGAAAUUUAAGGUAGUCCGGGUAUUCUUACAUUGGGUGCUCUUAAGAAAACUUAGCAGCUUUAAACAUCAUGUUAUAGUGUUUAUUUUGAUUUCUGUCUCUUCCUAUCUACCAUUUCCCAAAUGAAGGCAAGGGUUGGAGUUGCUCUCUGUUAAGGAGACAAAAGAUGAUCGACAGGUGUUGUUUGGAUUGUUAGGCUGGGGCUUAGGAAAAAAAAAAUGCCUGUGGUUAAUAUAGUUCAUAACUUAUUCUUCAUAGAAAAUGUGAAAAUGAAGGAAGUAGCAAAAGGACCACUGUAGCAAUUGAUCCCUUUGUUUGUGAAGGACAGUAGUAUUUUCCAGCUGACUGGCUGAUUGAACAAACGGUUGUGGACUGGCCCUCCAGUUGUUUGCGCCUUGACCCUUAAGAAGUUGGAAAGAAGGUGACUUCUUCCUCAAAAGCCAUUGUGCUUGUCCUCUCUUUUCCAGGCCCGUCUUGUAUUCAACUAGAAUACCAAAAUAGGAGGGUCACAUACUGCUGCCGACACUGUGUACUGUUCACCUGGAGUCAUUCUGAGGGGAAGAGCCUUUUAACAAUUCAUAAAGCUCUUAAAAUGUAGUGAGCCAACCAAUCCAUUGGCAAAGUCUCCCUCUGUCUCUCCAUGCUAUACUUGAUGGCGUAGCAGGAAUAUUUAGCCUCUCCCUAGCUACAAGAAAAGACUAAGGCUCACCCUCUUUACCUUCACAUAGGGUGGGAAACAGCUCAAGAAAUCAUUCCUGCCUUGGAGCACUGUUCUGUUUUGUUCUGUGUGUUACAGUGGUAUGUUUCUUGCCUUUGUUGUCAGUGAGGGGUGAUGGGUAUGAUCUGUAAGAAAGCAUUCACCCGAAGGUCCCCACAGAGUUUGGGGGCCUGGAAUAGUAGAUGGUAGGAGAGCACAAAUAAAGAUAAUCCUUCCCCAGGCAAUCAUUCAGUCUAGUGGGGUAAGGGUUAAGAAAACAUGAAAUACAGAACUCCACAAAGAUUCCUAAGAACUUCUGAUGUGUGAAAAGAUGUUUUACAGGAAGGUGUACAACCAUCAUUUGAAGCAGUGAGAAAAAUGAACAAAACCGUACAUUUCCAUUGAAAAACCUGAGCAUCCCAUUAUUCAAUAAAACAUUUUCAGAUCGUGAUUCAUGAGGGCAAGUCCACACAGUGAGUUACGUAUUGAAGUUAGGGUGCGUUACAAAACAUACUGUUCUUCCCAGUUACACUGCCAUCUCUUCUCUAGAUGUUCUUUCUGGUGGAGUUUCUCUUGGGUUUGUUUUGGCGGGGCAGUGGGGUUGUGUUUUGUUUUUUUUUUUUCUUGAAUGGCUUUCCCUGCUGGUGAUUUAUCUUUGCAAGCACUGCCAUUAUCAGCCACGGUACUCACUGUGGUUAACACUGUGGUACGUGCAGUGCUCCGUUCAAUGUGCUAACACCAGCAAACGCAAUGGCAGUGAUUUAUUCCAACUUAUUUUAUAUGACAGAGGAAAAAAAAAUUGCAGAGCUGUUGCAAGAUCAAAAAAAUAGGCCAUGUAUGAAGUCCAAAGACAGAUCUUUUUGACAGCAAAUUCAGUUUUCUUAUAAAUUUGCUGUAUGAAUGAAGCACAGGACUUCCAAAGAAGGAUGUCAUUAUGGACACUUUUUUCUGCUGAAUAGAAAUGCUAUUUGAAGGUAGGACAUUCCUAUAUAAUAACAGUAGAGGCAAAAGAAAGAAGUAAACAGGAAUGAGGACCUUUUUGUUCUGAGGUUGCAUUCUGUGGUCUGGAAGAUGAGUCAGUUAUUUGAGUGGUUAUGACAAUUGUUGAGUCAUCAUCCAGAAAAAAGGACAGGAAAGACAUUUUUCUUAACCAAUGAUGGGAUUCCUUCCACACUGCUUCUAAGUGAAGGUAAUUUGAAACUAUGAAAUUGAAACCGUGUACAUUAAGGUGUCAAAAGGUGAUGGAUGAAGACAAUUUCAGCCCUGUGAAGAGAGCAAGAAUGGAGAGACAAUCCAGGUCUAGAGAGCCCUGUGAGAAGGUAUGAAAUAGUCCAGGGAGAAUCUCAUGUUAUGUGAGAUAAGGGUAGUUUUGACUGCUGAAAGUUGUACCAUUGCUUACGAAAGAUUGUUCUAUUUUUAUAUUAAAAAAUAAUUUAAAAUAUGCAUGUUUUCAGAUUGUACUAAGUGGCCAAUGCCUUGCGUUUUGGUAUAUACGCUUAUUCUGAGACUAAAAGUUACAGUUCUUAGGCUGAACAAUACACCCUUUUAAUUCAGCUUCUAUUUAAAACAAAGAACAUCACAGGAGAAAAAUUAGAAAGAGUGAAGAUGAAGAUCUGAAAGAAAGAAUGCUCAGUACAUGCGCAGAGGAAGAAUGGGAAUGUCACACCUAACACAAAUGAUACAAGAGACUUUUGUGGUACAGGUAAUAGAUGGCUUACUGGUGACACAGGCUUUUGCUUUCCCAUCUGUGGUUGACUGUUGGGUGAUAGACAGAGAAAAAUGUAAAAGAUCAACAAGACGAAGUAAUGUGUCUCCUUCCCAGGCUUUGGCUUCUCCAUCUAAAGGCUUUAUAAAGUGAUUGGUGUGGUGGAGUUUAAACAACUUGAGAAAUGUGGCUUUUACCAUUUUUUUGCCAUUACUGCCUCUGCUGUUAGGAUUUAUCUUUUCUUUUGUUUGACUUUUCUUCUAUUUAUCAUAGGCAUCUCAGACAGUGUGUCCAUUUGUUCUUCUCCCUUUCUUCUAGCUUACAUCAUUCAGAUACUUUCACGUAAUUGUGUUUUCCUAUUAACCAUUUGGCCAAGCUAUAUAGGUUAUUUUCACAAGUGUUGGGUUGGAGUUUUCUUCAUAGAUAAAAUACAGCAGUGUUUUAAGAAGAACAACAUGCCUGUUCUUCUUCUCUGGGUUUGUUAUACAAGUUCUUGGCAGGGAUAAAAUUAAAAGAUAUACUGUGUAAAAUGAUCCCUGCUUAACUCCAUGAGAAAAAAUAUAUACCAGACAUGUCGUGGCCGUUGUUCUCAGCCUCUGUGUUCUUAUGAGGAGAAACGAUGACCUUCCAGCCAAGAUAUGUUGAAUUCCUUUAUGCUCCCGAAAAUUACACUGGCCUGGUUCCAAGUGCUGUCUCUUCUUGGAGAUCAUCUAGCGUGUUAGCUGAUAUAAUGUUUUUUAUUUGUUGAUUUUUUCUCCUGUAUUUCUUCAUUAUGUCUGUGUUCCCCCUUAUUUUUUUAACCAGCAAUAUGAGCAGAGGAUUUCAUCCAGAGCUCUGUGUGUGCUCUGUCCUUUCUCUUGCCCAGAUUGCUGAUUAUCACAACAUCGGACCAUGAAAUGGGUGCUUCUCACAGUCAUCAUCUUCCCCUUUCAAAGAAAGCAUGUUUAGUAAGCCUUUUCUACACAGCUGCACAAGCAUUCUGGACUCUGCGCUCAGACUGGGAAACAUAUUAGGGGAUUUUGAAGAGAGGUUAGUAUAGAGAGAAGAACGCUUUCUCCAUUCCAGCUCCAUGAAAUUCUGGGAGGACUGUCUGUGACUACAAAGUCAUUCGUCAGGAUCAGAGCUAAUGCAGGAUGCUGAAGCUGUGUAGUUCUAAUUCUUCAUACAUCUUUGGGGUUCUGCAGAGAUUACGUUUGGGGCUUCCUGAUAACAAAGUUCCUUCUUUCUAGGUAAUGGAAGAGUCUCAGUGGAAGAUUUUCACAGAUACUUCCUCAAACCUAGUCUCUUACCUCGACAAAGAAAUAACCCAUCCUGCAAUCUAUUAUACUAUUUCUCUCAACGCCCAGGCUGCUCUUGUUGCAGGAGCAAGGGGUCUUGCUGCUUGCCGCAAAUCCUCUCUGCGAUGCUCUUUCCUACUGUGCAGAUGUGUUUAGCCAGGGCUGAAAGACACAGCCCUCCCGGCCAGUCCUUACCGGGGCAGGGGCAGCUGCUAUGCCUGAGCUCAGCGCUCAGACCACACGGCUGAAAUAGUCCCUUUGCAGCCCUGUGACCCCAGAAAGAAAGGGUGGCUCGGGGUUACCCUUUUCUGAAUUAUACCUCAUCUACUGUAGCUGAGGAUGUUGUUUAAUGGUCAUUUAUCUUUGCGUGUUUUCCAUACCAAAUCUUAGCAGUGUCCCCAGGAUUUGUAUGAUUACAUAGGUGUUUUUCAGUGACCUUUUGCAGAUUUUUUUCUAUUUGCUGGUUGUAGUUACAGUGGCUUUUAUUAUCUGUCCUCCUUCUUCCUCACUUGCAUUAUAAUGCUUCCAGUUCCAUUCUGAAUCUCUGUGGUUACAGGCUGUACAACCCCGCAUCCAUGCAGUGUCGUAUUUUCAGGUAUUAUACUCACAAUGUCAUUGAAAUGAUAAACUUCUACACAUUUAUAUAUUGUUACUUUGGGGGCAGGAGAAUUACAUGUAAAUCUUAAAAUAACAUUUUAAUUUCCAGGCAAGUAAAGUCCCUUACAAGUAGUCCUGUGAUUUCAUGUUUUGAGCUAGCUCGUUCAAAGCUAUUUUUGUGACUGAUGCAUCUUAGUUGUUUUCCUAAGAUAAUUGCCUGUCUCUUUGCAUUAUUUUUCUGUUUCUUCUUAAAGCAGCUGAGUGGAAAACUCACACAUCAUCACUUUUCCUGAACUUUGUCUCUAGUUAGAUAUUCAGAAAUAUUUCCAUGCAAAGUAAGGACUAAUGUGUACUAAAACUAAUACAUUUAGGCUAAUAAAAUAAACCAAGUAACAAGAUGAUAGGAUAAUAUGCAGCAUCUGUUAAUAUAAUUUAAAAAACAUUACAGAGGACAGCUCUGUACAUUUCAUACAAAGAAAGAAGACAAUUUGUUGCCAUCUAUGAGAAUAGGAUAAUAAUAUAUUUUUACAAUAAAAACAAGCGGUGGUCUUUAUUUCCAGUAUCACAGAUUAACUUCUGUGCUGUUAAUUUACAAGGGACUUUGCUUCUUAGAGAAUUUUUAAAUUUUUAGGGUUUUUUUUUGUCAUGGUAUUACAUGAAACAGCUUGAUUCCCUUAUCUGUAAAGAAGGUGUACAUGGAAACAUGGUCAGAUUUCUGGGCCUAAAACAAGAGCAAUAAAAUAGAAAAGUACUAGCUGUGGCUCUGAAUAUUUUGCUAUUCUGGUGGUGAAGGUUUCAGGCAUCCUACAACAUCAUCAGUCAUGUUAAUAACACUGGAUAAAUUAAAAACUUGCAAAGGGAAAAAAAAAAAGGAUGGUAUGUCUUUCAGAGUGAGUCAGAAGUGAAGACAGUUCUUAGCUGUCCUAAGAGGUAACACUGUCAUGUGUGUUGAACAGUUCCCCUGUAUGGUCUUCACCUUCCCUGAUUACUCUUUCCCCCGAGACUCUGGACACCUCCAUCAUACCAUUCCCAGCUCCAAGUGCCUGACAAUAAGAAAAGUAACCGCGUCAAGUAGGAAUCCGGCCAGAGUUAUUAGACCUCACUCUCUACUAAACUGAAGUUGGACAAUUUUCUAAGACUGCAUUAUCCAGACACGCAUGCUAUGCACUGUGGAAAGGCACGUGAAAUUUGUCCAGCAUGUAGUCUGCCAAAUGGCACAGUCUAUAUAGCAAGGAAAAGGAAAAGGUUCUCCACCGCACGGCUGUGGGUUAUAAAACUGUUAUAUUUGUCAGGGUAUGUGGAUACAUCUCACUAUAUGGUCAACCUCUUUACAGUAACAAUCAAGAAGUAUUUUUGCCAAAUCUUCUAAUUCAUCCUAGUGUAGAUUUACCAAUCUGUCAAAACAGCCACAGGAAAAAAAAAAAAUAAUAAGCAGUCAAAAUAGCUAGAAACAAUCUGUUACCUUCCUGAUGAAGAGCUGGCUAGAUAAAAAGCUACACUACAUAUAUAUAUAUUUAGGAAAAGAACUCUCUAAUGUAACAGAAAAAAAGCAAGAUAGGUUUUUAGAUAGUCCUUAUUUAAUUUAUGUGGGUUUUUUAAAAAAAUGUUGUUUAAGAUUGUUUGUUUUCCUUUUGUUACUCAGUCCAGCUGCAGAAUAGUUGUGUGCUUCAGUUUCUGACCAAAUGUUAGAGCACCUAAUUAAUCAAAUUUGUUUGGCAAGAGAGUAGAAUUAGGUUUGCAUUCAGCACAACUUGAGAUUGAUUGUAUUCCACUAGUCUUCAGAUAUUUCUUUUCGAGAUAUAAGAGGCUGUUCUUGGACAGCCCUGAAUCUGAAACUGGCAUUAUACACCAAUUUAGUAGUAAUUUAUUAUUUAUAUGGCACUAACGAGGUGACAUACAAGCUGCUCAAGCUCUGUCCAUUAUUUGGUCACGUACAAACCCCUUUCCUUUUGUCAGAAUUAUGCCCUGACAUUAUGGACUAAGCUGCAAAUGAUCCAGCUGAAUCGCCCAUAUAAAUUCCUACCACGCAUUCUGUAUCACAGUAUAAUGCAGGGGGAAAAAACCUCCUGCUUCUGUUUAAUUGUGGAGUUUGGAAAUUUUGCCCUGCUACUCUCACCGAAGCUUUGCUAAAAAUUUUGUUCUAGUAGACACCUGCGCGUUCCCACAGAACCGUCCUUCACCCCAAUGACCCUCGUGGCUUUGUAACUUUUGAAUACCAAGCCUAUGGACUGUAUGAAAUCUGAAUUGACAAACACAUGAUAAAUUCCAUUUAUCUGAAGAAGAUCUUGUAAAUGCUCUCACAUACUGAGACUCUGGAAAGUACAAAUUAGGGAGGUGAUGUGAUGGAUUAGGUAUUUAAACCAGAGCAGAAAUUCUGGCAGGCUGGGAGUUAUCAGUGCUGACCUAAUAGAGAGGUUCAACCUCUGCUUAAGGAACAAUAAUGUCCAAUCCAAAUAUCGUCUUACCUCCAACUUUCUGUCUGAAAUGACGUGUAAUGAGAAGUCCUUGCCAAAUAAAGCAACAUUAGUUUCCAAAAUGCACUUGUUUUGCUUUCAAUUACUGGCUUGCAUGAGGGCUCUGGGGCUAGACUGGGCUUUAUGUUGCACCCUGUUGGUGGCUGAUAGCAUUUGAUGAAGACCUCCCAUACUGAUUUUGUCCUGUUCCUCUUGAAUGCAAUACUCCUACUGGGAUGCCCUUAGCCAUGCGGUGGUGCCAGUUGGACAAUGGCGAGUAGCUCACGUUCUCAAGUUGUCUGGCACUGACUCCCUGCAUCUUUUCUGAUUACCAAAUCAGUGGUCGUGGAUGAAUUUGAAUAAAAAAAUAGCAGCUCUGGCCAGCAGGAACAAUCAUCAUUGCUAAUGGUGUCACUGAGGUGCCUUGUCACACUGAUAAGGUGGCAAGGUCUCCACUCUCAUUCUGGUACAAAUGCCACAGCUACCAACGCCGCUUCUGUAAAUCCAGCAUGAGUGUGCUGUCAGGGAGCCAGGCUGGAAAAAUAGGGCAUGGGAAAAGACUGGCUUAAAUUUAAACCCUUCUCUUACACGCAGCAUGGAUGUCAGUGGCUCAAGCCCCACAGCACAGCAAACUCAAGCCUACAUCCCAUCACAACUUAAAACACAAGGGGCAUAGUUAACACAAGGGGCAGUAACAGUUACAGGGACAUAGUAACAGCAGUGGGUUACUUUGGUGAUCUGUAAAAAUGGCUUUGGGUGGUAGGCUGUGAUUUUUUUUUAAAUUGUUAUAUAUCAAAAUCUUCCAAAUCAUGGGACAGACUAAAAUUAUGUCCUAACAGUGUUCAACUACCAAGAGCAAUAAAUUAACACAGCUUCAGUCUGACAGAUUCAGUCUUCUGUUAGGAUUUGGUUGACUGGUAUGGUUAAUAUAUCACACAGGCAUGCCCUCACCUUUCUUCCUUGUAAAAUCUUUGCUACUUCCAUCAAAUCAGUGCACAUUCUUAAUUAAAAAAAAAUAAACCCAAAUAUGUUAAUCCACCCCCAGUUAGAUAUAUACAUAAAUUCAACCAAAUGUACCACAUAUCAAUUUUUUUCCUAAUAUUUAGUAUUUUCAGCUAUAUGUGGGCAUUUGUGUUUAUUUAUACUUUCCACCUUUUUUUGUUCUGAAGAGUCUAAGGUUAAAUAAUGAGAGAUCUGAUCUUCAGCUUCUCAAGAUGCAGAUGUCCUGACAUUUUAGAUCUGUACCAGAGAGUUCUGGUAAGCUGUAAAUGCAAAUAUAGAGAUAUUCCAGUCUAUUCUACUUCCCAGAGAACUGGAAGGCAUAGCCCUAAUAAUACCUUUCUUUUUGUAGUUGUGUUUCUGAACUCCAGUCACAGGGUGUACAAGCUGUUUUGCCACCAACUAACAUGGACAGGAUUUUCAGUAGAGCAUGUUGGUUAUACUUUCAGAUCCUGCUGGUUUCCAGGGAGCACUGGAACCCUGCUUCACCUGGCCAUCUUCUGGAAUUUCUAAACUAUGCGACUACGAGGGGAAAAAAAUAUAGGUUUUGCUUACCAAAAGCUUUCUUUAACAUUUUUAAUUCCUGUGAUUUCUGGGUGACUCAUAUUGCUAAGUGAGUAAGAACCUCUCUUUUCCAAAAAUUCAUGCAGAUUAACAGAAAUAUUUUUACAGUACCCAAGAAGCGAAAACUCUUUAAGAGAUAAUUUGUUUCCAAAUGUGUUAUUGCCAUCUCUGCCAGUACUACCAUCUUGUGAUCGUACAUCAUGUUGGCCAUGUCUUGACAAGUCUCAUUGGCCACGUUUUUAGAAAGCUUAUCUUUCCAAGGGGAAAAAAUAACUUUCACUUUAAUUUGGCAAUGACUCAGGAUAUUACUCAAGAUUGUUGUGAGAGGUUCUCUCUCCACCAUCACUUUUUCUUAUCCUGCAGAAGCUUCCCCUAUUUUGCAUGUAUAUUCCACCGGCAGUGGAACUGCACCUCAAUUCCUCUGGUCAAAGAGACUGCAAGGAUCCUCUGAAAACCUCGAAAAGUGGUAAUCUUUCCACAUGUGCUCAGGGGGCUCAGGAUCACUGCAGUCUAAAUGCAGAGGCGCUGAAAAUCCGACCUCUAAUAUAUUGCCAGCACAAGAGCUUGAUAAUCUCAAGGUGAAACUUGAAUCUAGGCACUCCUCUUUGUCAUUUUUGUAUAAGUGGUCAAAUUAAUAGGAAACCACUCUUUCUUUACACCGUGUUGUAUUUAUUAUGUGACAUUAGAUUCUGUUGUAUUUUAGCAAUAUAUAAAAUUACAUUGUGCCGUGUUUGUGCUUAUAGUCAGUGAGCAUCUAAAAUGGAACUAGCACUUAAGUACUGGGCUAUUUGUCAUAAAAUACUUGAAAAUGUAUACAGUCCUUCCGAUACUAAAUAUUAUAAUGGAGUAUUAGAUGGUAUCUCCUGUGGUCUUUGCCUUUAAUUAGCAACAGUUUCUGGGUUUUGCUUUUUAAAUUGCACUAAAACCAAUACAUUAUUUAAGAUCCCCUUUUUAGCCAAAUGAUGGCCAUUAGACUAACCUGAUUUUCCUAGCUUGGUGUCAGCCUCCGUCAUCUUACCUGCUGUAAAUUGUUGUUUUAGUAUUUUAGUGCCUCAAACACCACCAAAGCUGGUUCUGCCCUCCACGGAAGUAGCUUCUGGAAUUGCACCUUUAAACAAUUUUUUUUUUUACUGUUGUUUUUAAUUGAUAAAUAAUGCCCACAUUGUAGUUUGAAUCUCUAAGGACCUCACAAUAUGUCCGAGUCCUUAGAAAUGUGAGGAAUGGGGUUUUCAUCAUCUUUACUGUGUAGCUAAUUUUCAUAUCAAAUUCUUUGUUUUUCUUACAGAAACAGUGAGUAAAAGGAGACAAAGUAGGGCCCUAAAAUGUAUACUUUCUAAAGGUUGGGUAUGUUCGAAAUGCAACAAAAGGUACCAUUGGAGGAAGAGAUUCAAUAAUUAUCUAAGUGAGGGGAAUCUACUGUAUGUCUGAAACUCACACUGUAUGUAAUAGGGAUGACUAACUGUACAUUUUAGUGCCUUGUUUCUUGUAAAAUGUUUAAUCAUAAAUUACUAAACAUAAAUAAUUAAGAAUUUCUGAGAAAAUGUAUCUAAAUAUUGUUA